This is a messenger RNA of Hyla sarda, 1314 nucleotides long. It is a transcript of the gene CNPY3, whose product is annotated as canopy FGF signaling regulator 3. NCBI's taxonomy places the organism in Eukaryota, Metazoa, Chordata, Amphibia, Anura, Hylidae. Gene Ontology annotation, molecular function: signaling receptor binding. Gene Ontology annotation, cellular component: endomembrane system. The record is from RefSeq and is a predicted model, not a curated record. Bases 164 to 925 code for a protein of 253 amino acids. The transcript has 7 exons.
GCUCGGGGGCGCGCUCAGCUGAUGCGCAAUUUACCGCGCUGGGAAACUGAAGACGCGUCAAGUGACUGGGGAACACGGCGCGCUCAGCGAUUGGCUGCCGUACCACGUGAUGUGACAGCAGAAAGCGGAAGUUACCGGAGCGAAGCAACAGAGACGGUUCGUGAUGUGGCUCCUGCUUGUGGUUCUUCAGCUCGGCCUCGGACUGUCAGGUGCAGCGGACAGUGAAUGGGUUCAUCUCCCCAACAAAUGUGAAGUCUGUAAAUACGUCGCUCUGGAGCUGAAAUCCUCAUUUGAUGAAACGUCGCGGACGCGUGAAGUGAUCGACACUCGCUAUGGCUUCCUGGACAGCGAUAAAAAGCAGAAUAAGAUUAAGUACACAAACUCGGAUAUCCGCCUGAUAGAAGUCACAGAAGGUCUCUGCCAAAGACUGCUGGAGUACAACCUGCAUAAGGAACGCACGGGCAGCAACCGCUUCGCCAAGGGGAUGUCUGAGACGUUCCAGACUUUACAUCAUCUCGUACAUAAGGGAGUGAAGGUUGUGAUGGACAUCCCGUACGAGCUGUGGAACGAGACGUCUGCGGAAGUGGCCGAUAUGAAGAAGCAGUGUGAUGUCAUGAUGGAGGCGUUCGAAGAUGUCAUUGAAGAUUGGUAUCGGCAUCACCAGCAGGAGGACCUGACCGACUUCCUGUGCGCAAAACACGUCCUGAAGGGGCAAGAUAAAAGCUGCCUAUCUGAGACCUGGUCCAGUAAGAAAGGAGACCUCGGCCCUUCAUCUGGGAAGAAGAAAACCAAGAAGGGAGAAAAAAAGAAAUCCAAGAAGGCCUCAAAAGACUCUAAUGGUAAGCGCAAUAAUGGAGCAGUGCCGGGGAAACUGGAGGCUCUGGAGGCGCAGAUUCCUCAAAGCAGAGCGAGCGACGAGCUGUGACCCCUGACCCCGGACCCUGCACUCGUGUCACCUUCACGCCGUGUAUCCUCCUUAUUGGUAACACUCCGGAUAUGAGAAGACGACAAUAGACACAUGAAGGAUCUGCUGAUCCAUAGAUGAUAUAUGAAGUAUUGCUCUAUUUUUUUGACUCUGUGACUUACAUUGCACAGCCGCCCCGGGGAACACUUUUGGUUCCCUGAUUAUGUCGAUAAUUCCGGGAAAACAUGUAAGGACCAAGGUCCUGAGGAUUUCAGAGGUCCAGAAGAGCCUGUCGUGGGCCCAGCCAGUGGGGUUCUUUUAUACUGUUACAUUCUGUUCAGAUCCGGUCUUAUACAGUCAUGGCGGUAAAUGUUGUCCCCCCUGAAAUGUUUCUAUAUAAUGAAGUAUUU